Molecule: messenger RNA, 1794 nt
Organism: Cervus elaphus (red deer)
Lineage: Eukaryota; Metazoa; Chordata; Mammalia; Artiodactyla; Cervidae
Gene: ACOT12
Product: acyl-CoA thioesterase 12
Exons: 15
Coding region: 121-1794 (557 amino acids)
Cellular component (GO): extracellular exosome
Molecular function (GO): lipid binding; acetyl-CoA hydrolase activity
Source: RefSeq, a predicted model, not a curated record
GUGCCGCAGGGUGCGGGAUGCGGACUGGGGACAGCGGCUCAGUGCCCUUUGGAGCUGGGGCGGGCCUGGCGGGUGGCCAGGGGGCGCCCAGGCCGGGUCACUUCGCACUCUUGACGAGCCAUGGAGCUGGAGCGGCCGGCGCCCGCGGAGGUGCGCAUGAGCCAGGCCAUCCAGCCUGCGCACGCCACCCCCCGGGGCGAGCUGAGCGCAGCGCAGCUGCUCAAGUGGAUCGACACCACAGCCUGCCUGGCGGCUGAAAAACAUGCUGGCGUUUCCUGUGUCACAGCCUCAGUGGAUGACAUACAGUUUGAAGCAACAGCUAGAGUUGGACAAGUUAUAACCAUCAAAGCAAAAGUUAGCAGAGCAUUCGGCACAAGCAUGGAGAUCAGCAUCAAGGUUACAGUAGAAGACAUGCUCACUGGCACUGAGAAACUUGUUAGUGUGGCUUUCUCUACCUUUGUAGCCAAACCAGUUGGAAAAGAAAAGAUUCAGUUAAAACCAGUCACACUUCUAACUGAACAAGAUCAUGUGGAACACAAUCUGGCUUCUGAGAGAAGGAAAGUUCGAUUACAACAUGAAGAUACAUUUAAAAACUUGAUGAAGGAAGGUGGCAAGUUUGACGAUCCCAUUUGUGAUGAUGAGGAAGGAACUGUUUCCACAAGGGGCACUUCUGUUCAGAGCAUUGAACUUGUCCUCCCACCCCAUGCAAACCAUCAUGGAAAUACAUUUGGUGGCCAGAUUAUGGCUUGGAUGGAGGCGGUGGCUACUAUUUCUGCAAGCCGCCUGUGUCGAGCGCAUCCUGUUCUGAAGUCUGUGGACAUGUUUAAGUUCCGGGGACCAUCUACAGUUGGAGACCGUCUUGUCUUCAACGCCAUCGUCAACAACACAUUUCAGACCUGUGUUGAAGUUGGAGUGCGUGUGGAGGCCUUUGACUGCCAGGAGUGGUCUGAGAGCCGGGGCCGUCACAUCAACAGUGCUUUUCUCAUUUAUAAUGCUGUCGAUGAUAAGGAAGAACUGAUCACAUUUCCCAAAAUCAAACCCAUGUCAAAGGAUGAUUUUCGACGGUAUCGUGGAGCUCUCGCACGCAAGAGAAUUCGCCUAGGCAGAAAAUAUGUCAUUUCCCACAAAGAAGAAGUUCCACUUUGCAUACACUGGGAUAUUGGCAACCAGGUAUCCUUGAGUAAUGGCAAUGUGGAGGCUCUCAAACGCCUGGCAGCCAAAAGUGGAUGGGAAGUUACCAGCGCUGUGGAAGAGAUAAAAAUAUAUACUCUGGAAGAAAAUGAUAUUUUAUCUGUUUGGGUUGAAAAGCAUGUGAAAAGACCGGCACACUUGGCUUAUCAUCUCUUGUCCAACUUUACCAAGCGACCUUUGUGGGACCCCCACUACACAUCCUGUGAAGUCAUAGACUGCAUAAGUGAAGAUGAUCAGAUAUAUUAUAUCACUUGUUCUGUGGUGAAUAAUGACAAACCCAAAGACUUGGUAGUACUUGUUUCACGAAGAAGGCCACUCGAAGAUGGUCACACUUACGUGGUGGCAGUGAGGUCGGUGAUUCUGCCGUCAGUCCCACCUUCUCCACAGUAUGUCAGAAGUGAAAUCACAUGUGCCGGAUUUCUCAUCCAUGCUUCUGAUAGCAGUUCAUGUACCGUAUCUUACUUUAACCAGAUUUCUGCUAGCAUCCUUCCUUACUUUGCUGGAAACCUUGGUGGCUGGUCAAAAUCCAUUGAAGAGACAGCAGCCUCCUGUAUACAGUUCAUAGAGAGCGCUAAUGAUGAUGGGUUGAUAAGCAUACUUUAA